Messenger RNA from Prorocentrum cordatum, 381 nucleotides. The record is from the annotation of a GenBank genome assembly. Lineage: Eukaryota; Dinophyceae; Prorocentrales; Prorocentraceae.
GCGCCCCUCCAUGCGCCGGAGGCGCAGCCUUCCCGCCGCCCCCGCCGCCAUUGCCUGCCGAUGGAGGAGGCCCAGCAGCUAAGGCGGCGGGGCAGCUGGACGCAGAAGAUGCAGGCGCCGCGGCUUUGAUUUGCGGUGAUCUCGUCCGCUGCUGGGCUGGAUGUCUGGUGGAGGUGGCCUUCCUUCGCCGCUGCAAGCUGCGGGCCGUCCAGGACGAGCAGUUUGACCUCGCGCAAAUCGCCAAGAGCCAGGAGCCCGAGGCGCGACCCCUUGCGUAUGCCCAUCCCAGUCGCUGGUUCCUGGAUGCAAACAAACCGAUCUGCCAUCAUGGCCACGAUUAGCCUACUGCCUUUGAUGUGCAGCACUCUCCUGCCAGGUGUC